AGAAGGUUCCAAAAAUAAAUCUGCUUCCGAAGCGCAUUCACAGUAAGCUCCGCCUGCAUCUCUUACCCCAUGUCUUCUUAGCUCGAGCGAUCGAAUGGCAUGGCCCCGUCGUCUUUGAAAUCCAUCUCCAGGCCUGCUAUUCUCCUUUUCUCUUUCGCCGCUCUCCUCGUCCUUCUCAUUCCCUUCUUCUCCUACUCCUCAGAUCCCACCCACCGCCGCCGGCUCGUCUCGUCUUCCACAAACCCUACUCCGCCGCCUUGCUCAGCCAUCCUCCGCCUCCCUCCGGAUGAACGCUGCGCCUUCUCCCGUUCCCACUGCUACCCCUCCGGCGGCCUCGUCAACUACUCCUCCCUCCAUUUCUGUCUUCUCCAUUCAUCCCCUCUCCUCUCCUUCCCCUCGCUCUCUCUCCUCCUCAUCCUUCUCUUCUACCUCCUUGCCCGCACCGCUUCGGAUCACUUCUCUCCCGCUGUCUCCCUCAUCUCCUCUCGUCUCCUUCUCUCCCCUUCAAUGGCGGCUGUAACUCUCCUUGCCCUCGGAAAUGGCGCCCCUGACCUCUUCGCAUCGAUUUCCGCUCUCCAUACCGGUCAGGCCCGGACCGGCCUUGCGGCUGUAGUCUCCGCCGGCGCAUUUGUCUCUGCCUUCGUCGUCGGUGCCGUAGCCGUCCUCUGCCCCACUUCCCCCUUCCCCCUUGAACCAUCGCCCUUCAUCCGCGACGUGUUCUUCUAUCUUCUCGCCGCCUCCGCCAUGUUCUACAUCUACCUCAGCGCCGAGAUCUUCCUCUGGCAGGCCAUGGGGUUCGUUUUCUUCUAUAUCUUCUUUGUUGGGCUUGUUUUUUGGAUGGAUUCCAACAUCGACAGAAGGGAAGGGGUGGAGCAUGAGAUGAUUAAGCUGCCAGAAUGGGAUUUGAAGGAGGCCGUGGCAAAUAGGGAGGCAUGCAAAACAAACGAGUCUGGCUGGGGAUUUUGUCAACUGAUAAGGAACAUCCCUCGACUGUGGCAAGUUCCUGCCACAACUCUUUUAAAGCUUACCAUACCAUCACCAUCAGGAGAAUGGAGCAGAUUUCAAGCCGCCGCCAACAUAGCCUUGUGCCCCAGUUUACUUCUUUAUUAUUUUAGCUCCUUCAUUACCAUGGACAGGCGGCUUGUGUUCAUCAUUCCUCACUAUAAUUUCCCCCUCUGGUCCAUUGUUCUCUUCAUUAGCAUCUGCCUUGCAAUCUCCCACUUCAUUCUUGAGAAUGAACCUCCAGAAACCGAACGGACAGCCACAGCAAUUGCUGCAUUUGUGAUGAGUGUUGUCUGGAUCUCAACACUGGCAGGAGAACUGUUGAACUGUUUAUCAGCAAUAGGUACAAUUAUGAACCUUCCACCUGCAAUCCUUGGUUUGACAGUGCUGGCAUGGGGAAAUUCAGUUGGUGACCUUGUUGCUGAUGUAGCGCUGGCACGGGCUGGGCACCCGGCAACCGCCAUUGCCGGAUGCUUCGUAGGUCCCAUGUUCAACAUGCUUGUGGGGCUCGGCUCGGCGCUUGUGAUGGAGACUGCAAAUUUGUACCCUGAGGCUUACAAGCUCCAGUUCCAUGUUAGCAUUGUGGUUGCAUUUGUGUUCCUUCUACUAAGCCUCAUGAGCUCCCUUUUAGUUGUCACCUGGUUCAGGUUUCGGGUCCCUAGGUUCUGGGGCUAUUCCCUUAUGGGGCUCUACUUCACCUUCACUGCUUUGAGCCUGUCAAUGGCAGUUCUUUCCAGAUGAAUUGGGUAUUUAUGUUCUCCGGCGAAAGCGGCCCGAGAACCUCAGUACUUGUUUCUGGUUUGGUGUUAUAUUAUGGCUUUCUGGCACAGCAAGAUCAAACGAUUAUGGCUAGCAAGCAUGAGAACAAUGUUCCAUAUAGCUCCAAAUGCCGACCAGCAAGGGAGUAAAGCAAAUUAACAAGCAAAUUCUUGCAAUGCUCAAGCACAAUAUCCUCUGAGCUAUCCAUGGAAACACAUGUAACAUGGAAGAGUAAGGGCAA
This is a messenger RNA of Dendrobium catenatum, 2002 nucleotides long. Its product is annotated as cation/calcium exchanger 5. NCBI's taxonomy places the organism in Eukaryota, Viridiplantae, Streptophyta, Magnoliopsida, Asparagales, Orchidaceae. Gene Ontology annotation, biological process: monoatomic cation transport; transmembrane transport. Gene Ontology annotation, molecular function: monoatomic cation transmembrane transporter activity. Gene Ontology annotation, cellular component: membrane. Bases 100 to 1743 code for a protein of 547 amino acids. The transcript is spliced from 3 exons. The record is from RefSeq and is a predicted model, not a curated record.